AUGGACGCCAGCGGCGUAUCGAAGUAUGUGCCCGAGCACCGGCGUACAAACUACAAAAACCGAGGCCAGUUUCGUGCAGAUGAGCUUCGGCGCCGUCGUGAGGAAGCUCAGGUCGAAAUCCGCAAGAUGAAGCGCGAUGAGAACCUGGCCAAGCGUCGCAAUGCCACUCACCUGGCGGCUGCAUCUUCGGGCGACGGAGACGACAGCGACAGCGACGACGACGACGAUAAUGUGUCUCCGGUUGAGUCUCAGCUCAUGGGUGAGCUGCCCGCCAUGUUACAGAAUGUUUUUGGUCCGUCGCUGGAGCAGCAGCUGGACGCAACCGUCAAGUUCCGCAAGCUGCUGAGUAUUGAUAAGAACCCACCCAUCCAGAAAGUCAUUGAGAGUGGCGUAGUACCUCGUUUUGUCGAGUUCCUCAAGUCUAGCAACCCCACGAUGCAGUUUGAAGCUGCCUGGGUUCUCACCAACAUUUCAUCUGGUAAUGCACAGCAGACCAGUGCGGUUGUUGAGGCAGGUGCUGUUCCUUUACUUGUCAGUCUCGUGGCUAAUGCCGAUACUGAUGUCAAAGAGCAGGCUGUGUGGUGCUUGGGUAACAUCGCUGGUGAGUCUCCGGCCUGUCGUGAUCUUGUACUCAACGCCGGUAUUUUGCCGCCGUUGCUGGAGCUGCUCGAAAAGUCAAAGAAGCUCGGAUUGCUCCGCAAUGCCACUUGGACUGUUUCUAACUUUUGCCGUGGCAAGUCGCCUCAGCCCAACUGGGAUCAAAUCCAGAUUGUUUUGCCCACUCUUGCCCGACUCAUCUACUCGAACGACGACGAGAUCAUGAUUGAUGCUUGCUGGGGUAUCUCUUACCUUUCUGAUGGGACCAACAACAAGAUCCAGGCUGUGAUCGAUAAUGGCAUUCCGCGCCGCCUUGUUGAGCUGCUCGGCCACAGCAACCCCUCACUCCAGACACCGGCACUUCGGUCUAUUGGCAACAUUGUUACUGGUGACGACAUUCAAACCCAAACCAUUAUCAACGCUGGAGCUCUUCCUAAGCUCCUCCAGCUGCUGUCUUCCACUAAGGAACCUCUGCGUCGUGAGGCCUGCUGGACCCUGUCCAACAUCACCGCUGGCAACGUUGCUCAGAUCCAGGCUGUCAUCGACAACAAUCUCAUUCCUCCCCUCAUCAAUCUUAUGUCGACCGCCGAGUUCAAGACUCGCCGCGAGGCUUGCUGGGCUAUCUCCAAUGCCACGUCUGGCGCGGCCAACCGCCCCGACAUCAUGCGGUACCUUGUUUCUCAAGGGUGCAUCAAGCCGCUAUGUGACUUACUUCAAUCUGUCGACAACCGCGUCGUGCAAGUCGCGUUGGAUGGUCUGGACAACAUUCUGCGGGUUGGCGAAGCCGAAAAGGACCAGUCCAACUCCGGUGUCAACGAGUACGCCAUUUACAUCGAAGAGGCCGGUGGUUUAGAUGCUAUCAACGAUGCCCAGCAAAAUGCUAAUGAUCAGAUCUAUUCUCGUGCCUACACUAUCAUUACCAAGUACUUUUCUGACGACGGCACGGGUGAAGGAACCGGCAUUGAGCCUCAGACUGCAGGUGACACCUUCGGCUUUGGCGGAGCUCCUCAGUCGAACCAGGGCUUUAAUUUUUAA
Molecule: messenger RNA, 1632 nt
Organism: Wickerhamiella sorbophila
Lineage: Eukaryota; Fungi; Ascomycota; Dipodascomycetes; Dipodascales; Trichomonascaceae
Product: Importin subunit alpha
Exons: 1
Coding region: 1-1632 (543 amino acids)
Biological process (GO): NLS-bearing protein import into nucleus
Cellular component (GO): nucleoplasm; cytoplasm; nucleus
Molecular function (GO): nuclear import signal receptor activity; protein binding
Source: RefSeq, a predicted model, not a curated record